AUGGCUGGACGUUUACCAGCAUGUGUCAUAGAUUGCGGCACGGGUUACACAAAGCUUGGAUAUGCUGGCAACACUGAGCCGCAGUUUAUUAUGCCUUCAGCAAUUGCUGUACGAGAACACGGAGGCCGUUUUGCACCAGAAAAGGGACGAAUUGAUGAUUUGGACUUUUUCAUUGGUGAUGAAGCACUCUCGCCAGCUGCUUCUAACUAUAGUGUUAAGUAUCCAAUUCGCCAUGGAAUUGUUGAGGAUUGGGACUUGAUGGAGCGUUUCUGGGAACAAUGCAUCUUCAAGUAUUUGCGAGCCGAACCAGAGGAUCACUAUUUUCUUUUGACUGAACCACCACUUAAUACACCGGAGAAUCGCGAAUACACUGCUGAAAUCAUGUUUGAGACAUUUAAUGUUCCUGGAUUAUAUAUUGCCGUUCAGGCUGUCCUUGCUUUAGCUGCUUCGUGGCAAUCUCGAGGCGUCGAUCAACGCUCACUAACUGGAUUGGUAGUUGAUUCGGGAGAUGGAGUGACUCAUGUCAUCCCAGUUGCUGAGGGAUACGUCAUCGGAUCGUGCAUUAAGCAUAUUCCCAUUGCAGGUCGAGACAUCACCUAUUUCAUUCAGUCUCUAUUGAGAGAACGCGAGAGUGGAAUUCCGAGUGAACAAACGUAUGAAGUCGCUAAAGCUGUGAAGGAACAAUAUUGUUAUGUCUGUCCUGACAUUUUGAAAGAAUUCAUCAAGUACGACACGGAUGGGGCAAAGUGGAUUAAGACUUAUCAAGGAGUCAAUAAAAUUACGAAAAAGGAUUUCUCGUGCGAAGUCGGCUACGAACGAUUUCUUGGGCCAGAGAUUUUCUUCCAUCCGGAGUUUGCAAAUGCUGAUUUCACGACACCUAUCUCGGAAAUCAUUGAUAAGGUGAUUCAACAAUGUCCCAUUGAUGUGAGAAGAGGGCUUUACGAGAAUAUUGUCUUAUCAGGCGGAAGCACAAUGUUCAAGGACUUUGGUCGUCGGAUGCAACGUGAUAUUAAACGAUUAGCCGAUGCCCGAAUACAAUUGAGUGAAACUCUUUCUGGGGGACAUUUGAAGGCUAAACCCAUCGAAGUGCAAGUGGUUUCUCAUAAGAUGCAACGUUAUGCUGUCUGGUUCGGAGGGUCAAUGUUGGCUUCUACGCCCGAAUUCUACCAAGUGUCACACACGAAAGCUGAAUACAUGGAGAAGGGACCGUCGAUUUGCCGCCACAACCCUGUGUUUGGAGCGCUCACA
Molecule: messenger RNA, 1248 nt
Organism: Mesorhabditis belari
Lineage: Eukaryota; Metazoa; Nematoda; Chromadorea; Rhabditida; Rhabditidae
Source: the annotation of a GenBank genome assembly